This is a messenger RNA of Bombus pyrosoma, 1450 nucleotides long. Its product is annotated as suppressor of lurcher protein 1. The record is from RefSeq and is a predicted model, not a curated record. The transcript has 9 exons. Bases 16 to 1314 code for a protein of 432 amino acids. Gene Ontology annotation, cellular component: plasma membrane. Lineage: Eukaryota; Metazoa; Arthropoda; Insecta; Hymenoptera; Apidae.
AGAAUUCAUGUGAAAAUGUGGUUGAUAUUGAAGUUUCUUGAAUCUAGGAGAAAUCAUCUAAGAUUAAAGGAGAGGAUACGUUUAUUUUUCGAAGAAAUUUCUUUACAAAAAGGAGACUUAAGUUGCCUGAAUAGAGCGGAUUUAAUCAGGGUGCACGACGGUACGGAUUCAGGGGCGCCCACAAUAGCUGUGCUCUGCAACCAAGGAACGGAAGUGGAAGUACUCAGCACCGGGUCAGACCUGUACGUCGAGUUCGUGGCUAAUUCCGAGUGGCCGGGCCAGGGUUUCAAGGCGAUGUUCCAAUUCCAGCCAUUAGACGAUGCGCCGCAUCCUGAGCCGGACAAGGUCGUCCCAGGGGCCGUUACCGGUAACCCCAAGCACUCGGUCAUCGGACCGGCUGUCAGCGCUACCACGUCCCUUUGCGAUAUCGUUUUCAACAGUGACUCGACGAAAACAGGGAUAGUCAUGUCACCAGGAUAUCCGAAACCUUAUCCACCGAGGACGCACUGUACAUACGACUUCCAGGGACGAGGAAAGGAACGAGUGCAAGUGGUGUUCCAGGAUUUGAACUUGUAUCAUUCGCCGGUUGUAUCGGACACAGCGAACGAAUGCGAGGGCGUAGAUUCGUUAGUGGCGUACGUGCACAUAGACAGGAAGAAGGAGAAGAUAGAUUCGUUUUGCAGUGGAAAGGCAGCACGGCCUAUCAUGAGUAACGGACCACGGCUCUCCUUGGAAUUUAAUGGCAUCACAUCAUCUCGCCAAUCACGAGGUUUCAAAGCUGUGUAUUCCUUCAUAGAAAACUUCGGCGUAACGACAGGCCGACAGGAGGCGCAGUACCCCUGUGCAUUUGUUUACAACAGCAACGAGACACGAAACGGUACGUUCGCCUCGCCCAAUUACCCGGGCUUGUACCCACGCGACACGGAAUGUCAUUAUUUCUUCAAUGGCCAGCUAAACGAGCGGGUGCAUCUUCACUUCCACUUCUUCGACGUGGAGGGCGUGUCGCCCUGCGAAGCGGUGUCUGCGAGCGACUUCGUCGAAUUUUCGAAUUACAUGUCUAGGGACCGGAAGUAUUCGAGGCAUUGCGGUCAACAAAAGGAAUUCGACGUGGAGAGCGACAGAAAGUUCUUUCGCGUAACCUUUAAAAGCAACGGCAGAUACGAUGGAACAGGAUUUAACGCUAGCUAUGUGUUUAUGGACGAGGAAGGAAAUUAUACAACAAAGCCGCCGAGUAACGCGUCAACGUUAAAAGGUGGAAUGGCGCUGGUGAUGCUGUUCGUGAGCCUGCUUCUCUUUGGCCGAGUUUCGCUUUAAUCACGAUCAGUAACUUGGACGGGUCUUUGGCUCAAUUUACAACGAACUAUAACUUCGAAGACAGGAGCCAUCCAAAAUCCUCCAUUAUUCGUCGUACGAAGGAAAGUGGGUACACCGUUUGCAUCGGUGAAAUUGC